Messenger RNA from Parnassius apollo (apollo), 996 nucleotides. NCBI's taxonomy places the organism in Eukaryota, Metazoa, Arthropoda, Insecta, Lepidoptera, Papilionidae. The record is from the annotation of a GenBank genome assembly.
AUGGCUGUCAAUAAUUUAUCGCAAAUGAACGAUGUGUCUAAUGUUGAUGGUAGAAUACUAGAUCUAGUUCUAUCCAAUGUUGAUUGUUUAAAUGUUACUAAAUCUAUAAGUAUGCUUAGCAAAGUAGAUCAAAAACAUCCUCCAAUUUUGAUAUCGAUCCCAAAACUUACUUCCGAGUACCUCAAGCCGAUAAUAAGCCAUCGUUACAACUACUUUAGAGCAGACUAUGGCAAUAUUGUACCUUACUUGAAGAGCAUUAACUGGCAAGUGGAGCUAGAAAAAUGUCAAAAUGUUAACGAAAUGACUAAUAUAUUUUACCACUUUUUAAAUAUAGCCGUAACAUCCUAUAUUCCUAAAACAAGACCUAAACUAACUAAAUUUCCUUCGUGGUUUAGCAAUUCCCUAAUUAAAAUAAUUUCCGAGAAAAGCAGAAAAACAUUAAAAUAUUUGAAAUAUAAGAACCCUCGUGAUCAACUAGAAUACGAGCUUCUUCGCGAACGUGCUCAUAAUGUAAGUAGUCAAUGCCUUUUUAAUUUUAAAAAAAGAAUUGAAAGCGAUAUUUCUAAAAAUCCAAAAAGCUUUUGGCGUUUUGUGAAGGACAGGCGCAAUGGUGUAUCCAAUAUCCCAGCUAUAAUGUAUCAAGCUGAUCAGGUCGCAAACACCGGACCAGAUAUUGCCCAAAUGUUUGCAAACAAAUUUUCAUCUGUUUUUAGUAAAGUGGCUGCAAACGACGGCGGUGACGUAUCUAUGUUCAAUAAUUCAUGUUUAAAUUCUGUAAAAUUAACUGAAAGAGACAUUAUAGGUGCAGUCAAAAAGCUUGACAUUUUCAAGGGAGCUGGCCCAGAUGAGAUUCCCCCUGUGUUCGUCAAACGUUGUAUCUCGGCCUUAGCGUUACCACUGGCUAUUAUUUUCAAUCAAUCUUUGCGUGAUGGAGUAUUUCCUGAUAUUUGGAAAAAUUCAAAGAUCGUUCCGGUAUUUAAAAAAAGGCGUCAUUAA